Phaedon cochleariae (mustard beetle) is the source of this 624-nucleotide messenger RNA. NCBI's taxonomy places the organism in Eukaryota, Metazoa, Arthropoda, Insecta, Coleoptera, Chrysomelidae. The record is from the annotation of a GenBank genome assembly.
AUGAAUUCUUUGAGAGAACAGUCCAAAAGUACAGUGAACACCACAGUUUCUAUUCCGACUUUUGAUCCCGACUCGGAAGAUGACGAAGUAAAUCUUUGGUGUGAGGAAAUUGAGAAGUUGGGUGAUAUGUUCAAAUGGUCUGGCUAUGAAUUGCUGAUAAGAGGCGCUAGUGGAUUGAUUGGGGAAGCAAAAGAUUGGUUCAUGAAAUGGAAACCCGUUGAGAAAACUUGGGAGAAUUUCAAGUCAGAAAUUUGUAGUUUGUACCCAGCUAAGAAAAACCUCAGUCAGAAGUUAAGGAAAGUUAGCUUAUACACCAGUGAUGAGGCAAUAUCAUAUUGUGAGUAUGCCAGAAAGAAAAUUUCUCUGAUUAAAGCUUUGAAUUUCGAUUUAUCCGAUGAUCAAUUGUCGGAACUUGUCAUUGGUGACAUAACCGACAUUCACGUGAAAACGGCUGCAUUCAAUAGUAAAGUUGAUUCAGAAUCAGAGGAAAUCAGUAUUUCCAUGAAAAUAACAAUAAUAAUUCCAUUAGGUUCAAUCAAAACAACGAAUUUAGACAGUCAAAUAGCCAACAAAGAAAUUUUCCUAAUCAGCGAUAUAAUAAUAAUCGUGGACGCGGUAGCGUGA